CGAGAACAAUAAGCAAUCAAUAAAGUUUGAACCUAGUUGAGCCCCAGAUACCAUUAAUUACAUGUGGCACUUCUUAGCAAGAAACAUGAAGGCUAUCAUAGUUAUUUCUAUUCUUGUUGCUUCUCUUAUAUAUCUGUUACUUCCUACAGCAGCGGAGAAGCCAAAAAAAGGCCCAAAAGUUACAGAUGUGGUUUUCUUUGAAAUAGAAAUCGGAGGUGAAUACAUAGGAAGAGUGGAUAUUGGAUUGUUUGGAAAAACAGUACCAAAGACUGUAAAAAACUUUGUAACUCUAGCAACCAGAGAGGGUACAGAGGGAUACAAAGGUAGUAAAUUCCAUCGUGUUAUCAAGGACUUUAUGAUCCAGGGUGGAGACUUCACCAGAGGAGAUGGCACUGGAGGAGUAUGGCUAAUGCUGGUAAAAACACAAAUGGUUCACAAUUCUUUAUCACCACAGUCAAAACCCCUUGGCUUGAUGGAAAACAUGUUGUUUUUGGCAAAGUUGUCAAAGGAAUGAGUGUUAUACGCAAAGUGGAGAAUACUGAAGUGUCGGGCUCAACACCUCAAAAACCCUGCAUCAUUGUAAAUAGUGGUGUAAGUGAAGAUUAUGGGGAAUUUUAUGUAGAAAAAGCUCCAGCUACUGAUUAAAGAAAUAUCAUGCAAUUUAACUUGCUUUUUUUUUUAAAUUUAAAUCCUUUUUCUUUUGUGCCAUAUCAUGAAAUUUACACAAUAAUAUCAACCCAUCGGACAAUUAUUACAUUAUUGGAGUAUUUAACGUAGAAAGACCCAGCUAUUGACUAAGCAAGUAACAUUUAAUUUUGCAUUGAUAUAACUAUAUUUUCCUUUAAAUUGUGUGUGGUAUCUCUGAAUUUUACACAAUAAACUCAACCCAAUGGAAAACAUC
Messenger RNA from Anneissia japonica, 901 nucleotides. Its product is annotated as peptidyl-prolyl cis-trans isomerase B-like. Gene Ontology annotation, biological process: protein peptidyl-prolyl isomerization; protein folding. Lineage: Eukaryota; Metazoa; Echinodermata; Crinoidea; Comatulida; Comatulidae. The record is from RefSeq and is a predicted model, not a curated record. Gene Ontology annotation, molecular function: peptidyl-prolyl cis-trans isomerase activity. Gene Ontology annotation, cellular component: intracellular membrane-bounded organelle.